CCCUCGCGUCACCAAAGUAAACUAAGACAUCACUGCGCCCGCAGCUCUUCAAGCUCCGGGGAGUUGUCUCCUUGAUGUCUGUAUCCAAAGAAUCGGUAGGUUACUGGGCAAAUAUGGCUGUAGAAGGCGACGUACCUCUCGUUCUCGACGCGUUCUCUCCCGAGAGGGGAGUAUCACUACAUCCCUCCAAAGUCGGUGAUUUCCUCGCAUGUGAACAAAAGAGACGCUCUCCUUGGUCAUCAUACCCGCGCAUCGUCUCGUCAGCUUGCCUUCUCUUCGUAUUGCUGUACGUUACCUUCCAUGACGCGCAUCUCGGUCGCCUCGUGCGACGGGGGGAGUCCGAUCAGCUAGUGGUGUUGCCCGCACUUGCGGAGGGGGUUUUGGAGGUCUUUCAGGUCAACGCGCCUGUUGCUGUUGACGCCGAUAAAUGCAGAGUGCUGCUCAUGGAGCAUUCGUUUGGGUUUAGCUACGGCAAGCCGUUCGUGGGGAAUUAUAACCCGCCAUCGUGCAAGUUCAACCGCGUGGUUAUGAACUUCACCGUUACAUCUCGAGGGCGACAGUUUGACAGGCUGGCGCUGAUGUAUCUCGGCGACACCGAGGUGUGGCGGACGUCCACUGCUGAGCCGACAGAAGCUGGGAUCCGAUGGACAUAUAUCAAGGACAUGACGCCCUACCUGUCCAUGUGGAAGCAGCCCCAAAAAGUGAUCUUCGAUCUUGGGAACCUAAUCGAUGACAAGUACACUGGCGCUUUCAACACGACACUGACGCUCACCUUCUCAACCAUCUCCGCCGCAGCACCACCAGCCGGCCUUAUCCUCCCCCUCUCCGCCCGUCGCUCCGCCUCCAACUCCCCUAGCGUUUUUACUCUCCCUGGGCAACGCGCCGUAACCACGCUUGUUCUUCCACGCAACGCUAACCGCGCCACCGUCUCUCUCUCCGCCUGCGGCCAAGCAGCUGAGGAGUUCUGGUGGAGCAACGUACCCUCCGCCGCGACAUCGACAUUUACCAACACGACCGGCGAGCUGCCAGGGUUCUCGCCCUGGCGCGAAGUCCAGAUUCUAAUCGAUGGGCGGCUGGCGGGCGUGCAGUGGCCGUUCCCCGUGAUUUUUACAGGGGGCGUGGUGCCAGGGCUCUGGCGGCCGAUCGUGGGUAUUGAGGCCUUUGAUCUGCGCGAGUAUGAGGUCGAUAUCUCGCCAUGGUUGGGGCUGCUGAGUGAUGGCGCGCCGCACGAUUUUGAAAUCAAAGUUGUGGGACUCUCUGGGAAGGCUAUUGUGCAGGAGGUGGGUAGUAGUUGGCUUGUGACGGGAAAGGUGUUUUUGUGGCUUGAUGGGACGGGGAAGGUCACGACGGGGUCGCCUAUCACUAUUGCAAAGGAUGGGUUGGGGAUGGGUUCGAAGUUGGGUACAUCGCAGGAUUCGGCGGGGGCAAAUGUCACGCUCUCCACCCAGCUGUCGGUGCACCGCGAGCUUGAUAUCCGAUCAACUAUCACCACCGCGGCGGGGGCUCGCGUCGCCUCAUGGUCUCAGCAGCUUACUUAUAGUAACGUCAAUGACCUCUCCGCCUACGGUGUCGCGCAAUUCACGAACCUCUCUCGCACUGCUAUAGACUCCCUCAUCCCGGACCAGUACAACCAUGGCCCGAGCGCGAAGUACUCACUCGUGGUAGAUAGCGAGUACCGCGUUGACCCCGAGCAUGUGGGUGACCUCACCAUCAACGCCACAUCUGUUUGUGAGGUCGAGUACCGCAAGGGCAGAGGUAGCGUGUUCGAUUCUAGUGCUGAGACUGGGGCAAGCGGGCGCGUAAGGACGACGCAGGAGGGGAAAGCAACGUAUGUUUCGAAGAGUGGGGCCAGUUCGGGGACUGGGGAGACGAAGCAGGUGUUUGUGCUGGAGGCUUUGGGGAAAGGAGAACCAGUGGAGGUUUAUAAGAGGGAUGUCGGUGCGGUUGGGGGGGUGGUUGUUUGGGAUCGGGGAAGUAAUGGAAGUGGUGGGCAGGGGCUAGAACAGACUGGGAUCCCCGUGGCAGUGAGGCUGGAGGAGAGCGUGGGCAGUGUCAGGGAGGCUCUUGGACGAGGUCCAGGGAGUACGAGGAAGGUGCUGGUGAUGGGUGGGAAGUAAAUGGCCAUGGUUAAAGUUGAGAAGGUUUUAAUAGGUUUUGAUCUUUGGAAUUAGAGUAACCUUAGCUCUUUUUCCAAAUAAAUAUGAAACUACAUCUUCAAUUAGG
This is a messenger RNA of Pseudogymnoascus verrucosus, 2223 nucleotides long. RefSeq lists its product as uncharacterized. The record is from RefSeq and is a predicted model, not a curated record. The transcript is spliced from 2 exons. The coding region runs from base 75 to 2117 and encodes 680 amino acids. Lineage: Eukaryota; Fungi; Ascomycota; Leotiomycetes; Thelebolales; Thelebolaceae.